Thlaspi arvense is the source of this 1880-nucleotide messenger RNA. The record is from the annotation of a GenBank genome assembly. NCBI's taxonomy places the organism in Eukaryota, Viridiplantae, Streptophyta, Magnoliopsida, Brassicales, Brassicaceae.
GGAUGGCGCUGAAGCGAGGGUUAUCGGGAGUUCACCGGAUUAAAGGAGGUGGUGGUGGAUCUCGAUCUGUCCUUGUGCUCAUCGUCUUUUUCUGUGUUUUUGCACCUCUUGUCUUCUUUGUUGGCCGAGGAGUAUACAUUGAUUCCUCAAACGAUUAUUCAAAUGCUUCUGUGAAGCAGAAUCUUGACUGGAGAGAACGCUUAGCAAUGCAAUCUGUUAGAUCUCUUUUCUCAAAAGAGGUACUAGAUGUUAUCACAACUAGCACAGCUGAUUUGGGUCCUUUUAGCCUCGAUUCUUUCAAGAAAAACAAUUUGUCAGCAUCAUGGCGAGGAACCGGAGUAGAUGCCUCCUUUAGAAAUUCUGAGAAUCAAACAACUCUUGAUGUUAAACCUAGUAUCAUGAAUGCAAAACGUGACAGUACUUCAAAAGAUGGUAGCCAUCAGAAAGUUGAGACACCUGCAAAGUUUUACAGAAGGCAACUAAGAGAGAAAAGGCGUGAGAUGCGGGCAAAUGAGUUGGUCCAGCACAAUGAUGACACGAUUUUGAAGCUUGAAAAUGCGGCCAUCGAACGCUCCAAGUCUGUUGAUUCUGCAGUCCUUGGAAAAUACAGUAUUUGGAGAAGAGAAAAUGAGAAUGACAACUCCGAUUCAAAUAUACGCUUGAUGAGGGACCAAGUAAUCAUGGCUAGAGUCUAUAGUGGUAUUGCAAAACUGAAAAACAAGAAUGAUUUGCUACAAGAACUCCAGGCCCGACUAAAGGACAGCCAACGCGUUUUAGGGGAAUCAACAUCUGAUGCUGAUCUUCCUCGGAGAGAUGCUUUCUACUACCUAGCAGCAAAAACAAUUCCAAAUCCUAUCCAUUGCCUCUCAAUGCGCUUGACCAUCGAUUACUAUCUUCUUUCUCCGGAGAAACGAAAGUUCCCUCGCAGUGAAAACCUAGAAAACCCAAAUCUUUAUCAUUAUGCCCUCUUCUCUGACAAUGUAUUAGCUGCAUCAGUGGUUGUUAACUCAACCAUCAUGAAUGCCAAGGAUCCUUCGAAGCAUGUUUUUCACCUUGUAACUGAUAAGCUCAAUUUCGGAGCAAUGAACAUGUGGUUCCUCCUAAACCCACCUGGAAAGGCAACCAUACACGUGGAGAACGUGGACGAGUUUAAGUGGCUCAAUUCAUCCUAUUGCCCUGUUCUUCGUCAGCUUGAAUCUGCAGCAAUGAGGGAAUACUACUUCAAAGCAGAUCAUCCAACUUCAGGCUCCUCGAAUCUCAAAUACAGAAACCCAAAGUAUCUGUCCAUGUUGAAUCACUUGAGAUUCUACCUCCCUGAGGUUUAUCCCAAGCUGAACAAAAUCCUGUUCUUGGACGACGACAUCAUUGUUCAGAAAGACUUGACUCCACUAUGGGAAGUCAACCUGAACGGCAAGGUCAACGGUGCAGUCGAAACCUGUGGGGAGAGUUUCCACAGGUUCGACAAGUAUCUCAACUUUUCGAAUCCUCACAUCGCAAGGAACUUCAAUCCAAACGCUUGUGGAUGGGCUUAUGGGAUGAACAUGUUCGACCUAAAGGAAUGGAAGAAGAGAGACAUCACUGGUAUCUACCACAAGUGGCAAAACAUGAAUGAGAACAGGACACUAUGGAAGCUAGGGACGCUACCACCAGGAUUAAUAACAUUUUACGGACUAACGCAUCCUUUAAACAAGGCGUGGCACGUGCUGGGACUUGGAUAUAACCCGAGUAUUGACAAGAAAGACAUAGAGAAUGCAGCAGUGGUUCACUAUAAUGGGAACAUGAAACCGUGGUUGGAGUUGGCUAUGUCCAAGUAUCGACCGUAUUGGACCAAGUACAUCAAGUUUGAUCACCCAUAUCUUCGUCGAUGCAACCUUCAUGAA